Enterobius vermicularis (human pinworm) is the source of this 897-nucleotide messenger RNA. NCBI's taxonomy places the organism in Eukaryota, Metazoa, Nematoda, Chromadorea, Rhabditida, Oxyuridae. The record is from the annotation of a GenBank genome assembly.
AUGGUGAAGCCACAGGUUCCGAAAUCUCUUCUGUUACAUGAAAACGGGGAGUUUUCUGCCGGGUCUUCAACUUUUUAUACUUCAGUGGUUGAAAGUAACCAUAUUAAUGAGGAACCGUCAACCUCUGAUUUGAAACAACGGCUGGAGCUUCAAAAUAACAUGUGUGCUGGUUGUGGUAUGAAGAUAAAUAAAAUAUACGCUCGACGGAUGCAACUCUGUAAUUAUUACAAUAAACUGUUCUGUCAACGGUGUCACCAAGGUGUUAAAAUGCGCAUUCCAGCUAGAAUUUUACACCAAUGGAAUUUUCGGGAGUAUCCAGUUUCUGAUAUUGCACGACGUUUCCUACUGGAUAAUUACUCACAGCCAGUAAUAAAUGCAUUAGCAGUAGAACCAAAUUUCUAUGAGAAAUUCAAAAAUCUGCGACAUAUAAGAGUUUUGCGUCUUCAACUUGUCCACCUUUGGUCAUUUAUUCGCCUCUGUAAUAUAGCAAAAAAUACUGUCACAGUGCAGGGAAAUUUACAAGCGAUGUAUUCUUCUGUGCCAAAACAUUUACUAGAUGGACCGGAUUUGUUUUCAAUGGUUGAUUUUGAGGAUAUCAGGAAUGGUAGCUUUGCUCGUUUAAUUGAACCUCUUAUUCGUUAUGGCAAAUGCCAUGUGAACAGUUGCGAGGUAUGUCAGGCAAAAGCGUUUGUAUGUGAACUGUGUGACGAGCGUGACGACUUACUGUUUCCCUUCCAAUUUAAUAAAGUUGAUCGUUGUGCAGAAUGUGGUUCUUUGUCUCAUGUCAAAUGUGCGGCUAGACGAAGAAAACAGUCAUUGCCGUGUCCGAAAUGUGUCAGGAUUGCACUUAACAGAAGCAAAAUUAUGGAAUUUGGAGUCAGUUAUUCAUCACUCUGA